UUUCCGAUCGAGGCGAUUAUUACCGGUGGGCAGGGCAAGACACGGAGGUGUGUAGCGACCGCGAUAAUACCGCGACGAGGCAGUGCAAGCGUGCAUGCGCGUCGCAACCGUCCACGGUUUUCCGGUAGUCCUCCCAACCUUUGGCCCAGAAUUCUUUUGUUGAUUUUUUUCCCGCCGAUCACCGCCGCCCUCUUCGGAUUCUCCGACCGCUGCAGCCGCAUGCCGCGCGAGUUUUUAUUCGCUUAAAUAAUAAUCACAAAUCGUUCGUCGGUUCCCGCGGCCGCCCUUAUCGCCAUGUCGUCGCCUUCGUCGCCGCUGCAUUGUCGCCGUACGCCGUCGAUGCAUACGACCAUCGCCUUGGUGGCCGCCGUGGCUGUUGCGGUCGCCGUCCACUCGACGGUCGCCGCCCCGCAGUCCGACGGCGACGCCGUGAUCACGAUCGCCGGCCAGCAGUGCAAGUGCGUGCCGUUCUACUUGUGCGAGUCGAGCAAUACCGUCGACGUACCCUCUGGAUCUACAGAAUCGGGUUGUGCAAGCGAGUUGGUAUGUUGCCGAGUACAAGGUGAUUUUCCUUUACCGCCAGUGACCGAAUCUUAUAUACCGUCGUCUGAAAUACCAGAAAUUAGUUCAUCUACUCAGGCACCAUAUAUUGAGAAUAAUAAUAAGCCAUGUACAUGUGUCUCCAGAAAUCAAUGUUUACCACCAAGUUCAAAUAUUAGAGCAGGAAGUUGCAGCAGCAAUAAAGUAUGUUGCAUAAAUGAAUAUGUCAAUAUCGGAACAACUCAGGAAACACCUAUUACUGGCGAUCCCGCCAAUAACAAUGUUCGUAGUUGUGGUAUUGGUAAGUCACCGCCAAAUACCAUAAAUUCUGAUAAUAUAGGAACCCGUAUUAUUAAUGCCGAAGAUAACUCAAACACGCAUUUUGGUCAAUUUCCGUGGAUGGCUGCUAUAUUAAAAACAGAUAUGAAUGAAGAGACUGGUAUAAAAACUGAAAAUGUUUUCCUGUGUGGUGGUUCAUUAAUACAUCCACGAGUCAUACUAACUGCGGCGCACUGCGUCAGAGGUAAGGAUGUGAAAUUGAUGAAAGUACGAGUCGGCGUGUGGGACACCCAGUCCAACAGUAACGAAGAAGAUAGAGAAAAGUCGCACGAAGAUCGUGGUGUUUCAAAAGUAGUUUAUCAUCCAAAUCAUAAUAAUGGAACUAUGUACAAUGAUGUUGCGUUAGUCGAACUCGAAUCUGAAAUUACAUUACAUCCACAUGUUAAUGUUAUAUGCAUUCCUAAUAAUGAAAAACAAAUUAACUACGACCCUCAAUCGUGUGUAUCGACAGGAUGGGGUAAAAAUGGAUUCGAACCGGGUAGCCGAUAUCAAACCGUGUUGAAAAAAGUAGACUUGUCUCUCGUGCCCAACGAUUUGUGCCAGCAGCAAUUACGGAGUACGCGUCUUGGAAACUUUUUCCGUUUACAUGAAAGUUUUCUUUGUGCUGGUGGCAUAAAGGGAGUGGAUGUGUGCAAAGGUGAUGGUGGCGGUCCGUUAAUAUGUGCAAUGAAAGGAUACCAAGGGAAGCCUAAGAAAUAUAUUCAAGUGGGUAUUGUCUCGUGGGGUAUUGGGUGCGGUGAUGAAAAUGUACCCGGUGUAUACUCGUCGGUAGCGGUUAAUUCUCAGUGGAUCAACAAGGAGCUUAAAACGAUAACAUCACAAUAAAAACGUCGCUUUUUUCCAACCGCUGACAUUUUAAUUUAUAUUUUUAUUACACUGACCGAGUAUUUUUCGAUAUAUUAUAACAUGAUCAUAAAUAUAUUACAAUUAUUUACGUCUUAAAGACAGUUACCUUCUUUUUUUUUUGAGUAGCCGACAGCACAUGACUGAUGAGGCUCUUUGUGAACAAUACUUCUCCUCUGCUCCCUCAUUGAUGUAAACAAAUUGGGAUAAAAUAUCACAGCUAUUUAUC
This is a messenger RNA of Myzus persicae (green peach aphid), 1951 nucleotides long. RefSeq names its product tryptase beta-2-like. NCBI's taxonomy places the organism in Eukaryota, Metazoa, Arthropoda, Insecta, Hemiptera, Aphididae. The transcript is spliced from 7 exons. The coding region runs from base 295 to 1704 and encodes 469 amino acids. Gene Ontology annotation, molecular function: serine-type endopeptidase activity. The record is from RefSeq and is a predicted model, not a curated record. Gene Ontology annotation, biological process: proteolysis.